This is a messenger RNA of Tinamus guttatus (white-throated tinamou), 1444 nucleotides long. Its product is annotated as caspase-2. Gene Ontology annotation, biological process: regulation of apoptotic process; proteolysis. NCBI's taxonomy places the organism in Eukaryota, Metazoa, Chordata, Aves, Tinamiformes, Tinamidae. The record is from RefSeq and is a predicted model, not a curated record. Gene Ontology annotation, molecular function: cysteine-type endopeptidase activity.
AUGCUGGGAGCGUGCGGCAUGCAGAGGUGCCACCAGGAAGCAUUAAAGAAGAAUCGGGUGAUGCUGGCCAAGCAGCUGGUUUUAAAAGAACUCAUGGAGCAUAUGAUCGAGAAAGACAUCAUCACCCCUGAAAUGGUGGAGAUGAUACAGGCCAAGUCUGGGAGCUUCAGCCAAAAUGUAGAAUUCCUCAAUUUGCUGCCCAAGAGAGGUCCUAAUGCCUUCUCAGCUUUCUGUGAAGCAUUACGAGAAACCAAACAGCAACAUCUGGAAGAAAUUAUCUUGAAGACAGAUUUCAAUCUGAGCAAUGAGGUUUCAAGGCUGAAACACUCUUAUGGACCAUAUCUUUCAUUCCCUGUCCUUGAAUCAUGUAAUUCAAAGAGACCACGCUGGACUGAACCAGUGGAACUUUCCUGGGAUAAUGGAGAUGGUCCACCAGUUCCUCCAGUGAAGCACUGCACUCCAGAAUUCUAUCAUGAUCACCAGCACUUGGCAUAUAAACUGAUAUCAGAGCCACGAGGCCUUGCACUUAUUCUCAGCAAUAUGCAUUUCAGUAGCAAAAAGGACUUGGAGUACCGCUCAGGGGGAGAUGUGGACUGUACGGCACUGGAGAUGCUUUUCAAAUAUCUUGGGUACAAAGUGACUGUCUAUCAUGAUAAAACUGCACAGGAAAUGCAGGAUAUAUUGCAGAGAUUCUCUAAGAGGCCAGAGCAUCGGGAUGUGGAUUCCUGUAUUAUAGCCUUACUCUCCCAUGGUGUGGAGGGCGGGGUUUAUGGCACUGAUGGCAAACUACUACAGUUGCAGGAGGCUUUCCGGCUCUUCGAUAAUGCAAACUGUCCAAAUCUCCAAAAUAAGCCCAAAAUGUUCUUUAUUCAGGCCUGCCGGGGAGAUGAGGCAGACCGGGGAGUGGAUCAAAGAGAUGGAAAAGAAUGGUCACAUUCCCCAGGCUAUGAAGAAAGUGAUGCAAACAAGGAAGAAAAAGUCAAGCUGCGUCUGCCUACAUGCUCUGAUAUGAUCUGCGGAUAUGCUUGUCUGAAAGGCACUGCUGCCAUGCGAAACACCAGGCGUGGAUCCUGGUAUGUGGAGGCUCUCACCUCUGUAUUUGCAGAGGACUCCCGAGACACUCAUGUGGCUGACAUGUUGGUGAAGGUGAAUAGACAGAUCAAACAAAGAGAAGGUUAUGCCCCAGGCACAGAAUUUCAUCGCUGUAAGGAAAUGUCAGAAUACUGUAGCACACUCUGUCGGGACCUUUACCUGUUUCCUGGCUAUCGAGCACAAAAUUAACCCUGCCAGUUCUGCGAAAGAGUUAUACUGCCAAAGCUGGACUCUGAGGAUGGAUGUCUUCGUUUCCCUUCUUGUGGGCUUUGAUGUCAGAUGCCCAAGCAAGGAAGGCUUGUUUAUGUGUCACCAGACCAAUUCUAGAAGUCUUUUUCUAAAAUAAUCUGGC